Naegleria fowleri is the source of this 450-nucleotide messenger RNA. RefSeq lists its product as uncharacterized. Gene Ontology annotation, cellular component: exon-exon junction complex; nucleus. Gene Ontology annotation, biological process: RNA splicing. Lineage: Eukaryota; Heterolobosea; Eutetramitea; Acrasida; Naegleriidae. The transcript has 3 exons. The record is from RefSeq and is a predicted model, not a curated record. The coding region runs from base 1 to 450 and encodes 149 amino acids.
AUGAAACAUCAUCGGUUUUAUGUUCGUUAUUAUGUGGGGCAUAAAGGUCGAUUUGGUCAUGAAUUCAUUGAAAUAAUAUUUCAUUCCGAUGGAUUGCUUGAAUACACAAAUAAUAGUGACUACAAGGGAGAUGGAGAAAUUAAAAAGCAAGUAUAUGUCACUGAUAUAGUUUUGGAUCAACUGAAGAGGAUGAUUUUGGAAUCACAUAUUCUAGAUGAGGAUGACAGAAAUUGGCCAUUACCUGACAAUGUAGGAAAAUCAGAAUUAGAAAUUGCCCUGGAUCGCAAACAUAUUUCAUUUUGUACCACAAAGAUACAAACUCUCUCUGAGGUUGCCAAAUCCAGGGAUCCAGAGGGUCUGAAAAACUUUUAUUACCUCACUGCAGACCUGAAGGAUAUGGCCUUAUCGCUCAUCAACAUGCAUUUCAAAAUGAAACCAAUUUUAUAUUAA